Cylindrotheca closterium is the source of this 4284-nucleotide messenger RNA. NCBI's taxonomy places the organism in Eukaryota, Bacillariophyta, Bacillariophyceae, Bacillariales, Bacillariaceae. The record is from the annotation of a GenBank genome assembly.
AUGGACCUACUGGCACAAGUCUCCGCCGACACAUCCAUGUCAAUGGAAGUGGAUACCGAAACACCAGUAGUCAAGGCCGAAGACGGUGCCGAAUCACCAUCCACAACCAAAGUAUCUUCCAAUACUACUCCCCACAAAAAAGUGAAAAAAGUGAAAAAAGUGAAAGCAUUGGAAUCACAAACACCACCAUCGCCAGCAACAGAUCAAUCCGCAACGAAAACAGUAGUAAAGACAGAGGCAGCAGCAGCAGCAGCAGCCACAACGAAAGCCACAAAGCAAGAACCUAUUGCCGAAAUUAUUCCGCCAAGACCAGUCUAUUCGACUUGGAGAGUACGAGAUGCAGCCCAUUUCUUGCUCCAAGAAAAGGUUCCACCACCCACCAAAAGUCGAAUGAACCUUUCGUCACAGUUUGAUGUCGAUGCUGCCUUGGAGAGAUUGAAACGAGACAAGAUUUCUGUAGUCAAAAAGGCCUUUGAUGCCGCAGCCUCUACUAUUUUGGAUCAUAUUCAACAAGGAAGCAACAACGACGGUUUUUACGAUCAUGAAUCCAUUCAGGACGAAGAUUUACCACCCAUCUUGUCAGAUGUCAAAAAGUUGCAAACAAUGAGACUCGCUAGUAUCGAACGGGCCUAUGACAAUAAGGAUCCUACCAAGCGCAAACUGGCCCGCCAACAAGAGACCCCCCUCAAUUUGUCGUCCCUGUUCAAGUCCAAGAGAUCCGCCAAGAAAAAAACAGAAGCACCCAAGUUUACACGAAACACACCGGCGUCGUCAAUGGCAGCAUUGGAUGCCCGAUUGACGAGCUCUAGGGCUAUUUUGUGCACGGCGGCCAAUGUGACCUUUGAGAGUUUGACGCCGCCCUUGGAAGGGCUGGAAGUGGACAUUUCGGACGUUCCACAAAAUCCCAACAAGGCUGGUGCUGACAAGUCGACACACAAGGAAGACGGUGACGAUGAAGAUGACACUACUGAUGCAGCUACAGUGAGCAACAUGGGAGCCGUGGUAGUCGAAGCCCAAUCGCUGGGACAACGGAUUGAAGCGGUGGCGGAAAAUGCUGCCAAACGAUCCAGUCUUCGGUACAAGUAUCGGAAGGAUAAUGCACGAUUUGACAAACCAGUCAAGCCAUUCUUUCAAAUGAAGAACCCAUUUGCUUGGAAGGAAAAAGAAGGUUCGGACGAGGAAGAAGAUGAUGAUGACGAUGAUGAAGUUCCAAUGUACGAGUAUAACCCAACGGGUGAGGCUUUGACAGAAGCUUGGACCACUGUCUGUCGGCCAAGACUAUUGUCUAUUUUGCAUACGGGGGCUGGUCAUGCAAUCUAUCACGAUGUGAAUUGGCCGUCAAGGCAUGGUCGGAUUGCUAAUCUGCUGUCCAAGCUCACCACAAAGGACAAUAACUAUGGACCCCAUCUCAUUGUCACAGUGGAACCUGAUGUAGAUCGAUUUGCCCAAGAAUUUCGUCCCAUCAACAGUCAUUUGAGACUCAUGUCCAUGGAUAAUGUCGACUCCUUGCGAUGCUUGAAAUAUGCUGGUACAUCGUCGCAACUCUGCAAAUUGCGGAAGCAAUUUCCCGAUGCUAACGGUCUUCCUGAGGCACCCUUUCACGUGAUUGUGACGUCGUAUGCGCAAUUCUUGAGAGAUUACCUGCACUUUUGCCAAAUGCCGUUCGAGGCAGUCCUAAUGGACGAUGGUGUGUCGUGGUUGGCAGCUGCACAAGGGGAUCCAAACUCUCCCAUGGGAAAAAUUUGGGAUGAAGCCAUUUGGAGCAAGAGUGAUCACCAAAUGGGGUUGGCGGGUACCAUUGAAAAGGAAUGGGACUAUUCCGUGGACACUUUUGACGAGACGACCAUCAAAGAGGCGUGGGUUGGAUUAACGGCACGGCAUCGCAUCGCCACUUCUUCCAUACUCAAAGUGCAGCAGCGUGCAUCUUUGGAUACUUUGCCAGUUGAGAGAAUUGUCAAUUUCAUUCUUCCGCACUUUGCCGAGGUUACCCGUGAAGAGUGGGAUCGGAGCCGAAUCACCAACGAUACUGCUAGUAUGAAGCACUUUCGUAAACUUCUGACGCGGGCAAUUGUGGUGCACGAUUCGACAAAUGAAGACUUGGAUCCCUACAAGUUGGCCAUCGAAGCGUUGCAAGGGGAUUUGCCAUCAGUAGAGAAGUCUAACGAUCCAGAGGUUCCAGAACUUAUUCCUGACGAGACAUUUGUAUCUGAUGGAAAGGUAGCGGCUUCUCGCCGCAGUGCACUACAAUGGCUUGGAUCGUCGGAUGAAUCAUGGCUGAGAUACGAAUUGGGCAGUGUCCAGUUCAAGCAUAUCCUAGAGGCAAUGAAGAACUCUUCUUCAUAUGGUCAUAUCUGUGAGGAAAUUGUCACAGCUUCUAUAUUGACCUCGACUGGGGCCACGGGGCAAGUUGCUGGAAGCAUGGCGUAUCGCCCAGCCGUUCGAUGUGGACGACACUUUGGAUCCGAGCAAGGGCUUAGGCAGCACCACUCUGCCCUCCAUGCACCCCCGGGAACAUGGCUUUGUCGUAUCUGCAGUGUGGAUUGUGUGACCAGUCAAGCCAGGACGCACCACGAAAGAUCGUGUGGGCAACCAAACGGUGGACUUGAUAGCAGCAAUGGCUUGGGAGCUUCUACUAGUGGACAAAUUGGAAGGGGAGGUGCAUACAAAGGGCCGACGGGGAUUGUCGGGAAAAAGAAAAGCAACAAAACGUCACAAGCAAACGUUCCUGUCAAGGAAAAAGAUUCCGACGGUUCCAUACGACUUCCAGGUUAUCGUGGAGUUUGGGUCAACCAGGCGGGCAAACACUUUGUCAAGGUGGAUGGAGCUCGUGUAAGUGGAGAAGAUUCCGAUGUUAUUUAUUUCGAGACAGCGGACGAAGCUGCCAAAAAGCACGAUGAAUUCAUGAAAUCAAAGAAACCAAAAGGAAAAGUUGAAUAUAACUUCAAGGAUGACGGGAAUCGAAUUUUGUAUGAAGAUGUAUCAACAACAUCCACCACCGGCCUUGGUGGAGGCGCCAACAGUGUUGUUCCUGCACUAUCAGUGAUCAAUAUCAAGGAUCUACCCCCCGAGGUCAAGCCACUGCUGCGCGACCCAAGACAAACUUCGAGGACUGGUGGAAAUUCAAAGCGACACGUUUAUGCCUAUCGAGGUGUUUGCCGCCAAGCCAGGAAGGGGCACGACAGAUGGCAAUCCCAAAUAUCAUUCAUGGGUGUCAAUCAUUACCUUGGAACAUUUGAUUCGGAGUGGGAUGCCGCAGCAAUCUAUGCAUGGGCACACUUGAUUCUAUACGGCGAGGAGGCGACAAAGCAGGCUCAAAAGGAAGGAGAAGAGGCAGCUGCAGCAUAUGAACAAGAAAAGAAAGACAUUGCAGAGGGUAAGAUACCAGCAACUCCGCCAAAGAACGAAAAAAAGAAGAAGCAGGGAGGAAAGAAGAAAGCCGAUGGAAAAGACGACGACGAAGGCGAGGGCGAAAGCAAGACGGGACGAAAGAGGGGACGUGCGACUAAGGAUGAUGCAGGGGGCGAGAAAAAGAGAAGAGCAUCUGCAGACAAGGAAAGUCUUGCACCAAUCCUUGCAAAAGGUGUUGGAAAGGCGGUUGUAUUGGCUCCGAGACCUCAAUUUGCUGAGAAUGGUGACAUGCAGCUGACAUCAGAAACUGCUACAAGGCUACUUGCUGCACGAAAACUGCGAUAUUGUGUUUCAGAUGCUAAUGAGCCUGCGCCAAUCGCGAUGCAGUACAGGCCUUGCUUACCAGGCAACCCAGAUAUCACGAAUCCAGCUGGUGCCAUGUUGGUCGGACUUUCUUCGGUUUCUUUUGGUUGGGAUGAUAAAGAAUAUGUUGCAAAUUGCUUUGAUGAAUCAUCGGGAACGAAUGCCGAUCGUGCUUUGAGUGCCCUUAUUGCCCAAUACAGUGAUCAGGGUGUCAAUGAUUCUUUCCGGACCCUUGUCCAAGGAACUUCUACUGUCAUUGGCUGCGCUAGUGAGAGAACUCGGCGUAUGAACGAGUCGCUUGGCCUGAGAUCAGCAGCUAUAGGUGGAGUUAUUGGUUCUAUGGAUUGUCACAUUGGAGGGAGCCCCAUUGGGUGCAGUGAAAAAGCAGCCUAUAUUCGUUAUUCCCCAACGGAUUCAAGCGACUUUCAAUUUUGUGCUCUAUCAGACAACGAUUUGGUGACUAUAAACGGGCGACGAAUCACACCAAAAAUGGGUUGCUUUCCGCUUUGCAAUGACGAUGUCUGCACUGUUGGACCACGUGUCUUCGCCUUUUUGCUUCCUACCGAAACCUAA